This is a messenger RNA of Patella vulgata (common limpet), 3868 nucleotides long. RefSeq names its product deoxycytidylate deaminase-like. The coding region runs from base 271 to 867 and encodes 198 amino acids. Gene Ontology annotation, biological process: dTMP biosynthetic process; dUMP biosynthetic process. Gene Ontology annotation, cellular component: cytoplasm. Gene Ontology annotation, molecular function: dCMP deaminase activity; zinc ion binding. The record is from RefSeq and is a predicted model, not a curated record. Lineage: Eukaryota; Metazoa; Mollusca; Gastropoda; Patellidae. The transcript has 5 exons.
GAACGUGACUCAUUGAAGAUGCAGUUUUGCGCAGUUAUUGUGUGCAUUUGAAGCCAGCGGACAUCCCUUCCAGUAUAAUAAUAUAUCAAAUAAUUUAUUAGGCGUUUUUGUGAACCGAUUAGAUUAGACCGAUUAGCUAUUAUACGCAUUUGUGAACCAAGUUGUUUAUGCUAAUCGUUACAUUUGUGAGACGAUUUAACUCAACUGAUUAGGCAAAUCGACCUAAUCUUCCCAGGAGGUGUUUAGGCGAUUAGAUUUGACUUUUUCAAAAUGGCGGAAUGUUCGACGUCUAAAAAUACAUUGAAAGAUGAAGUUAACAUUACUAGUUGUAAAAGAAAAGGAUAUUUGGAGUGGCCAGAUUAUUUCAUGGCGAUUGCCUUUUUAUCAGCACAGAGAAGUAAAGAUCCUAGAACACAGGUGGGUGCAUGUAUUGUAAAUCGUGAGAAGAAGAUUGUUGGUAUUGGUUAUAAUGCAAUGCCUAAUGGUUGUGAUGAUGAUAGUAUGCCAUGGGGUAGAGAUUCAGAAGAUGUUUUAAAAACUAAAGAGUUAUAUGUAUGUCAUGCUGCGUUAAAUGCUGUUUUAAAUAAGAAUUCUGCUGAUGUAAAGAACUGUACGAUAUAUUCGGCAUUAUUUCCAUGUAAUGAAUGUGCUAAAGUUGUUAUACAAUCCGGUAUAACAGAAGUUGUAUAUUAUUCUGAUAAAUAUGGGGACAGACCACAAUCUAAAGCUUCAAGAAUUAUGUUUGAAAAAGCUAAUAUUAGAUGCAGGCAACAUAUCCCUUCUCAAAAACAGAUAACGAUAGAUUUUAAUACAAUAGAAAAUAUUACCAGUCAAAGUAUUGAAGCUAUUGACAAACUCCAGAUUUAAACAUACCAUAGACUUUAUUAUUUUAAAACAUUAAAUCAGCAUUUGGUGAUGGUUACAUAAUAAUUGCUAAAGUUAAUAUCCAACUGACUUUAAAUUUAUAUGGGGGGGGGGGGGUGGAUGGACGAAUGGUUAGCACAUGCGCGCUGUAUCAUCUGUAUCAUAAGGUCUGCCAUUGAGUCAACUGUUGUGGUUUCGAUUCCCUGGUUGUACGUGACGAGGAGUAGGGUCGCCUGUCCAACCUCGUGGGUUUUCUUUGGGUCCUCCCACUGCUAAAGACCCCUAUUCGUUGGCAAAUUAUUGAAAUAAAAUUGAACCAUAUGUUAGUCCCGAAAUGACCUAGUUUGUGUCGAGUGGAAGUUAAACUCCAUUUCUCCCUCUCUCUUUAGAUUGAUACACAGAGUUUAAGGUCUUUGAGACAAACAAGUAUUUUGAUUUUCAAUGAUUUUUAUACGCCCACAUUGAAAUGUGGUCGUAUAUUGUCGUCGCCCCUGUCCGUCCGUCCGUCCGUCCGGCGCCCACAAUUGCUUGUGGACGCUCUAGAGGCUAAAGUUAAUAUCCGAUUGACUUUAAAUUUAUAUACAGUGUUUAAGGCCAUGAGACGAAGAAGCCUAUUGAUUUUCAGCGAUUUCCGAUAAUUACUGCCAGAGUUAUGGCCCUUGAUCACUUCAAAAAAUCUUGUGGGCGCUCUAGAAGCCAAAGUUAAUAUCCGAUUGACUUUAAAUUUAUACACAGAGUUUAAGGUCAUGAGACAAAGAAGCCUAUUGAUUUUCAGCGAUUUCUGAUAAUUACUGCCAGAGUUAUGGCCCUUGAUCACUUCAAAAAGUCUUGUGGACGCUCUAGAGACCAAAGUUAAUAUCCGAUUGACUUUAAAUUUAUACACAGUGUUUAAGGUCAUGAAACGAAGAAGCCUAUUGAUUUUCAGCGAUUUUCGAUAAUUACUGCCAGAGUUAUGGCCCUUGAUCACUUCAAAAAAUCUUGUGCACGCUCUAGAGGCCAAAGUUAAUAUCCGAUUGACUUUAAAUUUAUACACAGUGUUUAAGGUCAUGAGACGAAGAAGCCUAUUGAUUUUCAGCGAUUUCCGAUAAUUACUGGCAGAGUUAUGGCCCUUGAUCACUUUUAAAAAUCUUGUGGACGCUCUAGAGGCAAAAGUUAAUAUCCGAUUGACUUUAAAUUUUAUACACAGUGUUUAAGGUCAUGAGACGAAGAAAUCUAUUCAUUUUCAGUGAUUUUCGAUAAUUACUGCCAGAGUUAUGUCCCUUGAUCACUUUAAAAAACCUUGUGGAUGCUCUAAAGGCUAAAGUUAAUAUCCGAUUGACUUUAAAUUUUAUACACAGUGUUUAAGGUCAUGAGGCGAAUAAUCCUAUUGAUUUUCAAAGAUUUCUGAUAAUUACUGCCAGAGUUAUGUCCCUUGAUCACUUUAAAAAACCUUGUGGAUGCUCUAAAGGCUAAAGUUAAUAUCUGAUUGACUUUAAAUUUAUACACAGUGUUUGAGGUCACGAGGCGAAUAAUCCUAUUGAUUUUCAAAGAUUUCUGAUAAUUACUGCCGAAGUUAUGGCCCUUGAUCACUUUGAAAAAUCUUGUGGACGCUCUAGAGGCCAAAGUUAAUAUCCGAUUGACUUCAGAUUGAUACACAGAGUUUAAGAUCUUGAGACGAACAAGUAUAUUGAUUUUCAAUGAAUUUUUAUGACUUGGAACAGCUAAAUCCAUGAUACAGUAUUAAAAGUUUUGUAUGGGGCAGAACUUUAUAAAAACCAAACAAAUUCUAAUGGUUUUCUGAGUUGUUGCUCUUAAUCAGAUUUUAGUGUAUUAUAAAUGUUUCAUUACCGAAAAAAGUAAAAAAUAUGCGACAACUCUUGUUGACUGCCCGGAAGAUUUAGCUGCUGUGGGCGUAUGUUUCAUUGCCUGGCAACAUAUCUUUGAUAACUUGAACAGCUAAAUCCAUGAUAUUAAAUUUUUGUAUACUAAACGUCAGCAUGGGUCAGAACUAGAAUCCAAACAAAUUCUAAUGAUUUUCUGAUUGUUACUUAAUGAGUUAGUACUCUUAAUCAGGCUCGCUAGCCUGGAGGUCGGGUGUUCGACCCCUGCAUUGGCCGAGAAUGUUUAUCAGGAUUUUCCGACGUGGUUUCCCAUUGUCAGUGGUGCAGAAUGGAGGACGUAACAAGAACAGCUGUCGACUCGUUUGGAUGGAACGGAAAACCGAGGUCCUGUGUAUACAUUGGCAUGUACGUAAAAGAUCCCUUGGCAGGUGAACUUUGAUAUAAAAGUAGGCCAUAGUGCUGCUGCCCGGGCAAAAUUUCCCUCAUAGCACACUGUAUGACGUAUGCCCGUCUUCAUAAGACCAGCAUAAGACCAGUCGGAGCAUAACAGUAGUACAUUAAACCCCAUUUCAUUUCACUCUUAAUCAGCUUAAUCAGAUUUUAAUUUGUUAUAAAUGUGUAAUUACCGACAAAAGAAAAAUCUGACAACUCUUGUUGACUGCCUGGAUGAUUUAGAUGCUGUGGGCAUAUGUUUUGUUGCCUGACAACCUAUCUUUGUAUAUUGUGUACAGUAAUAAAAGAAAUGUUUAUAUAUAUUUUCAUGCACUUUAUCAUUUAAAGAAUAUUAAUAUAAAAAAAAAUUUAUAUACAAUUUGUGUUUAUAGAUAUAUAUAUAUGUAUUGCAAAAUUUGAUGAACAUCAUUUUGAAUGAUCUACAAAUCUAAAAAUGUUUCUCAGUAUGCAGAUUGUUUUUAUGAUUUGAUGGAGCUAACACUUAGAUAAUUAUAAGUGUUAGGAUUUAAGUUAAUUGUGGGGUAAAAUUUCAUAAACCUUGCUAAGGUAAGAGUGACACAUUUCAGAGCAAGAGAGUACCAAUGCUGUUCAUAUCUUGUCCAAUUUACAGUAAUUAAGACUUUUUAAACUAUUGCUCCAAUCAUUUUGUAAUUGCAAAAAGGGUGAUUGGUGUACACUUUUUUUUUUCUUUUUUUCCAAAUAAAAGUGAAAUAAAAAAUUAACAGCAUAAA